This is a messenger RNA of Komagataella phaffii GS115, 504 nucleotides long. RefSeq lists its product as hypothetical. The record is from RefSeq and is a predicted model, not a curated record. The transcript has a single exon. NCBI's taxonomy places the organism in Eukaryota, Fungi, Ascomycota, Pichiomycetes, Pichiales, Pichiaceae. Bases 1 to 504 code for a protein of 167 amino acids.
AUGGCUUCAUCAUCCAGAUCGAUUAUCCGUCCAAGUGAUGUUCCCGAUAGGAUAAUCUCAAGAAGAAAUACCGUCACGAGGGAUAGGGUACCACGGGCUGUUUCUAGACGCAAUUCGGCACCAGUUUCAAGGGAUGGUAAAGAACCUUCAUCGUUCCUAUAUUAUCUGCUUCGCAAGAUUUCAAGGAAGAAGAUAGAGAAUAAAGGAGCCGUGUGCAGAGAUAAUCUAGCCAAUGAAAGGACUGUGUUGGCAUAUCUUAGAACGGCGUUAACUAUGAUGACUGUCGGUAUUACGUUUUCUGUACUUUUCCAGACCAAAUUACUAUUAUUAUACACGGAGAGUGAAGAUGAGGUCAAUGAUCAUGCGAAUGCCACGAUGUCAACUUUGCAAACUAACAGAGCGUAUGCAGCACUAAAUAGGUUUCAUACACCACUUAGCUGUACCUUUAUAGGAGUGGGGGGUCCUCAUUAUGACGUUUGGAAGUUUCAGGUACUAUUCCAAUGA